UAUGUUGUCUUUACAAACGUAAAUUCAGUAAUUUAGUUGCCUUGUUUUGUGCUAUGCUACAGUGCUAUCUAUUCCAUUAGAACAUGGCUAACCUAUUAUUAAGUCCAUCGGAAAAAGUAUUUAUUCUUCACGGCGUACAAGAUGAUUACCGUUCAGAUGGGCGAUCAAACAUAGAUUACAGGCCCAUGGAGUUAGAAACUGAUGUAGUCAGCCAUGCUAGUGGAUCGGCCAGGCUUCGUUUAGCCAAUACGGAUAUACUUGUUGGUGUAAAAACUGAAAUUGAUGUACCAAAACCUGACAAACCAGACUUAGGAAAGAUAGAGUUCUUUGUUGAUUGCUCUGCAAAUGCAACCCCAGAAUUUGAAGGUCGGGGAGGAGAACAGCUUGCUAACAGCAUAGCAAACCUCAUGCAGCGAGCCUAUCACUCCUCACAAGCAUUUGAUCUCAAGCAACUGUCCAUCUUAGAGGGAAAGCAGUGUUGGAAGUUGUACAUUGAUGUUUUGAUUCUUGAAAGCGGUGGUAACCUGUGUGAUGCAGUCUCCCUAGCCGUCAAAGCGGCGUUGUUCAAUACCAGGAUUCCCCUCGUAAAGGCAGCAUUGAUGGACGGAGGAAAUGUUGACUUGCAGCUGUCUGACGAUCCCUAUGAUAGCAAACUGUUAGAUGUUGGAAGUGCACCACUCUUGGUAACAUUAUGCAAAAUCGGGGACAAGUGCGUUGUAGACCCAUCAGCCGAAGAAGAAAGCUGCAGCGUCAUCUCUCUCGUAGUUGGAGUUUCGGGAAACCCCCGACACUACAGCACGGAAGCCCUGGAGGCUCCCGAAGGCGGCAAGUGCACCACUAUAGCCAUGAACGGCCCGGGCAGCGUGGCGCCGAAGACGCUCAAGGAUGCCAUCAACCAAGGAAUAAUUGCUGCCAAAUCUCUAGAUGAAGCUUUAGGAGACGCACUUCUACGAGAACGAAAGGAAACUGUCGGUCUAAAAAAGCAUUCCUAUGGAUUUCUCAAAUAAAAUCUUAAGUAUACUAGGUUUUUUAAAAAAACUACAUAUGUUUUCCCAUACGCCUUUAUUUAAUUAAGUAUACAUUCAGAUACAUUUUCGUAAUCUAUAAUUAACAUUAACCCUUAACAAUAGCAUCACACUUUAGAUAUCACAUCCAUUCCUGUCUAGUGUAGGCCAAGCCAGUCUUUUCUUCCCUCACAUUCAAAUCUAUUUCAUUAACAGCAAGUAAUAUUAUAGUAUCUAUAGUGCGUAGUUGCUAUACCAUUCAAUACACCAAGUGAUGACAUAUUUUAGAUAUUUCCAGAACUAUGAAUAUCAAAGAGAAGAUGACUGAAUUGAGGGAAUAUCAAAACAAUAAAUUCAAUAUGUAUAAUCAUAUUUUAACAGUAAAGAAAUAUAAAGAGUACCUAACUUCUCUUACAAAUCAAAAGUAAUCAAAUAAAAA
Cydia splendana is the source of this 1443-nucleotide messenger RNA. It is a transcript of the gene Rrp42, whose product is annotated as exosome complex component RRP42. Gene Ontology annotation, cellular component: cytoplasmic exosome (RNase complex); nuclear exosome (RNase complex). Gene Ontology annotation, biological process: nuclear polyadenylation-dependent mRNA catabolic process; exonucleolytic trimming to generate mature 3'-end of 5.8S rRNA from tricistronic rRNA transcript (SSU-rRNA, 5.8S rRNA, LSU-rRNA); U4 snRNA 3'-end processing. The coding region runs from base 84 to 1007 and encodes 307 amino acids. Gene Ontology annotation, molecular function: mRNA 3'-UTR AU-rich region binding. NCBI's taxonomy places the organism in Eukaryota, Metazoa, Arthropoda, Insecta, Lepidoptera, Tortricidae. The record is from RefSeq and is a predicted model, not a curated record. The transcript has 6 exons.